Molecule: messenger RNA, 363 nt
Organism: Pseudogymnoascus verrucosus
Lineage: Eukaryota; Fungi; Ascomycota; Leotiomycetes; Thelebolales; Thelebolaceae
Exons: 1
Coding region: 1-363 (120 amino acids)
Source: RefSeq, a predicted model, not a curated record
AUGGAUAUUCUGCUCACCCACGGCCCGCCAAAGUGGCAUCUCGACGCAAAUGCACUGGGCAAUGAAUAUCUACUAAAGGAAUUGCAGCCAACGAAGCUUCCGCUGGUUGUAUUUGGGCAUAUACAUGCUGGGUAUGGUUAUGAUGUUGUUGCUUUUGACCAAGUGCAGGUGGCGUAUGACGAUAUUGUUUUUGGCAAGAAGGGGAUAGUGCCACUUAUUAAGAUGGUAUUCCAUCUAUUAAUUGACAAGACUUACAAGAAAUGGAUUGGGUCAAGGCCGAAGGUUACGAGGCUGGUGAAUGCCGCUGUAGUUGGAGGGCGACGUAAUGAAGAAACGAGGCCGCCUAUAGUUGUAUCCCUGUAA